Miscanthus lutarioriparius is the source of this 924-nucleotide messenger RNA. Lineage: Eukaryota; Viridiplantae; Streptophyta; Magnoliopsida; Poales; Poaceae. The record is from the annotation of a GenBank genome assembly.
AUGUCGCCGUGUUUCGCCGGCUCCAAGCGCCCUCUCGAGAUGGUCCUUUACGACCCUGCCGCCGCCGCCGCGUCCCAGCAGCGCGCCAACAAGCGGGCGCGGCAGGACGAGGAGUCCGCCGCCAAGGCGGCGUCGGCGUCGGCGUCAGGUGCGAUGGUUCCGCACGCGGGGACCAUCCUUGACGUCGCACCCAUCAACACCCUCCCGCCCCUGCUACGGCUGCCGGUGCCGGCCGCUGGCAGAGAAGAGCCGCCGUGCCUGCGCAGGCAUUUCCUCGUGGCGCUGGGGCUCCGCGCCGACCUGCCCGUGCACUUCAUCGACGACAAGUACGUGACGAGCACCGACCUGGACUCGCACCAGAACCGGUUCCGAAUCCCGAGCAACGGUGUCGAACGCCGCCUUCGCCCGCUCCUGAACCCCCAGGAGCUCGACGCCGCCAGCCUCCUCCACGACCCAUGCCCGGUGCCGAGGACGAAGCGGCCGAGGCUGGAGCUGCAGCUUGCUGGACCACCACCAGAGCCGCAGAAUAAUGGCGCCGCUGAGGGUCAGGGGGAGCAGCUGCCGCCAGGCAGGAAGAUCAAGAAACCCAAGAAGAAGGGGAAGGUGCACGGCGGGCUGCGCGUGAAGCUGGUGAGCCUCGCCGCCGGCGCCAAGGAGCUGCAGAUGUCGCGGUGGGAGAGCAGCCGCGGCACGAUCGUCAAGGGGGAAGGGUACCUCGACUUCAUCCGGGGGUGCGGCUUCAGGGAGACGGACGCCGUCGAGAUCUGGGCCUUCGUGCAGCGGCGGUUCCACCUCUUCGGCGCGGACGUGUGCGACGACAGCCACCUGCACCUACUCCUCGUCAAGAAGCAGGAGGUGCCUCGGUGCUGCUACUGCCCUGCGCCUGUGCAUGUGCCCCCUCCAGCGGCCCUCCCAGUCCCAUGA